AUGGCGCUGAGCGGAGCGUGGCUCUCCCGGCCCCGGGGGGCGGCCGGCGGUGGGGAGAGCAGCCGGCUGCUGCCCCAGGCAUCCAGGCUGGUGGAGCUGCCCUACUCCUCCUCCGAUGACGAUGACAGCUCGCUGGCCGGGGACACGGACCUUCCUGUGGCCGAGCGGGACCCUGGGCCGUGGUGCCCUGUCCCCACCAAGCCGGGCACCUUCAGCCAGUGUGUGCGGUACCUGGCCUUCCUCUGGAACCUCCUCUUCCUCCUGCUGGGCCUGCUGGCCCUGGCCGUGGGGGUGUGGGGGCUGCUGGCCAAGGGCUCGCUGGGGGGGGAGCGCCCAGCCCCACUGGGCUCCGACCCCAUGCUGCUCUUCGUGCUGGCGGGGCUGGGGGCCGGCACCGUCUCGCUGGCCGGCUGCCUGGGUGCCCUCCGCUCCAGCCCCUGCCUGCUGCGCUUCUUCGUGGGGUCCGUGCUCGCCUUCGUGGGGCUGGAGGUGCUGGGGGGGCUGCUGCUGCUGGCGGCACGGCACCGGCUGCGGGACGCCCUGCGGGACACCCUGCUCCUCUGCCUCCUACGCUACCAGGAGGAGCCCGACCUGCGGUUCCUGGUGGACGAGGUGCAGCGGAGCCUGCGGUGCUGCGGCCUCGGCUCUUACCGCGACUGGGAGACCAACCCGUACUUCAACUGCAGUGCCCCGGGAGUGCAGGCGUGCAGCGUCCCUGCCUCCUGCUGCCUGGACCCCUGGCAGAACGGCACCGUCGCCAAUGCCCAGUGCGCCUUCGGGGCCCUGCGCCUGGGGGACGUGGCGGCCAGCAGCGUCGUGCACCUGGGGGGCUGCGUGGCCCAGCUCAGCGUCUGGCUCCGCGGCCAGGCGGGCGGCAUCGUGGCUGGCGCGGCCGUGCUGGUGCUGGUUGAGGCCGCCGGCGUGCUCAUGGCACUGAAGGUGCUCAGAGACAUCGCGCCUGUCGGGGCACGGGAUUGA
Messenger RNA from Gavia stellata (red-throated loon), 978 nucleotides. RefSeq names its product tetraspanin 10 (gene TSPAN10). The coding region runs from base 1 to 978 and encodes 325 amino acids. The transcript has 3 exons. NCBI's taxonomy places the organism in Eukaryota, Metazoa, Chordata, Aves, Gaviiformes, Gaviidae. The record is from RefSeq and is a predicted model, not a curated record. Gene Ontology annotation, cellular component: membrane.